Priapulus caudatus is the source of this 1821-nucleotide messenger RNA. Its product is annotated as myotubularin-related protein 13-like. The transcript is spliced from 13 exons. The coding region runs from base 1 to 1821 and encodes 606 amino acids. The record is from RefSeq and is a predicted model, not a curated record. NCBI's taxonomy places the organism in Eukaryota, Metazoa, Priapulida, Priapulimorpha, Priapulimorphida, Priapulidae.
AUGCUUCGUUAUGAGAUCACUGACGGCACGACGAACCGUCUGAUACGUCGACAACACCUGUACGGUUACUUAGACGUCGAUAUGCAACGACGCUGCCUCUUCUGUCCGCGUCAGGUUGCUGCCGAUAGUGCCGAGAACCUGACAAUCCAGAACAUCAUGCAGCUGGCAGGAGCAGCCGUUGACUUGUUGGACGUACAAGGCUCAUCCGUCAUGGUUUGUCUAGAGGACGGUUGGGAUAUCACUGCACAGAUUGUGUCGGUAGCCCAGGUCCUGCUGGACCCUUACUAUCGCACUAUCGAGGGCUUCCGCACCAUCAUCGAAAAGGAGUGGCUUGCGUUUGGCCACAGGUUCAGUUACCGUGGCAACCACACGGUCGCAUCGCAGAGUUCUGGAUUUGCUCCUAUAUUUCUGCAGUUUUUGGAUGUUGUGCAUCAGGUGCACAGCCAGUUCCCGCUGUCGUUUGAGUUCAACCAGUACUUCCUGCGCUUCAUCGCGCUGCACUACUGCUCGGGUCGCUUCCGCACGUUCCUGCUGGACAGUGAGUACGAGCGCGUGGAGGCCGGCUGGCUGCUGGACGAGAGAGUGCGCUCGCACAGCCGCGCGGACGAGCUCGACGACGUCGAAGGCGAUGCCACCCUCACGCAGGCCGCCCAAGAUACUUCUAUGUGGGAAUACAUCGAAAAGCAUCACAAGAGGUCGCCGCUGUUCUUUAACCCGAUGUACAUCACACCAUCGACAGACGUCGAGUCGCGGAUGAACGUUCUGCGGCCGUACUCGAACAUCUCGAACCUGCGCAUCUGGGAUUACUACGUGACGGAAGAGCUUGGCCACUACCCGUCGUACGACCGUGAGAUGGUUGCCGUGGAGACGCAGCAGGAGGAGGAGCAGAACGCGCUCGAGACGUCGCCUAGCAACCGGAAGAUUGUGAUGGCGGGCUACGACAACCUGAGAAUCGUUGAACCCGACGCUUUCACGCUGCUGCUAGAGGAGGUCUAUCGACUGGAGACGGAGCUCGGACAUCUACCACAACGCUGGAAGUAUACCUGGGACAAGCAGCAAGCUCAGUCCGAUUACGUUGAGAGCAGUAUGGCAGCGACGCAGCAGUACCGGUCUCACGGCCGCGCGAUUCACAAACGCGCAACGAUCGAAAUCCUCAUCAAGGGCAAGAUGGGAGUCGAGACGACACAGAUGUACUCGCACCCGCACCGCUUUGAGAAGUUCAACUACACUACGCCAACGUACUGCGACUACUGCAAUCACGUGCUGUGGGGCCUUGUCAAGACAGGAAUGCGAUGCGUCGACUGCGGCUAUAAUUGCCAUGAGAAGUGUCAGAGCAUGGUCCCUAAGAACUGCACGCGCUACAAGUCCGUCAACGAUGGUGUGUCGUCUGCCAGUCUGCAGGCAGCAGGCUCCGGCUCCGAUAACGCAUCUAUUGUCACAUCAGGUGUUGGCACGUUAACGGCGAGUGGACGGACGUACUACGAUCAAUUCUCGUCGAACGUGGGUGAGAACAGCACGCACGAGGGGUACCUGUACAAGCGCGGCGCACUACUCAAAGGCUGGAAGAUGCGAUGGUUUGUGCUGGACAGCAUCAAACAUCAGUUGCGAUAUUAUGACACCAUGGAAGACAGUCACUGUAAGGGCUUCAUUGACCUUGCUGAGGUCAUAUCAGCAAGCCUCGCUCAGGCCGUCGCAGGAGCACCAAAAAAGGCAAACGACAAGUCUUUCUUUGAGGUGAAGACGAAGAGACGCGACUACAGCUUUGUCGCACAUGAUCAGCAUUCGCACAAGAGUGGAUUGACAAGAUUCAGGCGUGCAUAA